AUGUCGGACACUACGCAAAGGGCCACCGUCGCCGCCGGUUGCUUCUGGGGCGUGGAACACCUAUUUCGCAAAAACUUCGGCAAUGGAAAGGGUCUUCUAGAUGCCAAAGUAGGUUACUGUGGUGGAUCUACGGCGGCCCCGUCAUAUCGAGCUGUGUGCACAGGAGACACAGGCCAUGCUGAGGCGGUCGACAUGACGUUUAAUCCCAAUAUUGUUAGCUACCGGUCUCUUCUGGAGUUCUUCUUCCGCAUGCACGACGCCACCACCAUGAACAGACAGGGACCCGAUGUCGGAACGCAGUACCGCAGUGUUAUCUUCACGCAUAACGAGGAACAAGAACAGAUCGCCAAAGCUGUGACGGAGAAGGUGAGCCGGGAGUGGUUCAAGCAACCCGUUUCCACACAGGUUAUACCUGCAGCUCAAUGGUGGGACGCGGAGGAGUACACCAGCUCUAUCUGGACAAGAACCCGGGGGGUUAUGAAUGCCCUGCCCACUUCGUGA
Messenger RNA from Aspergillus tanneri, 501 nucleotides. It is a transcript of the gene MXR1, whose product is annotated as peptide-methionine-S-sulfoxide reductase. The record is from RefSeq and is a predicted model, not a curated record. Gene Ontology annotation, molecular function: peptide-methionine (S)-S-oxide reductase activity. Lineage: Eukaryota; Fungi; Ascomycota; Eurotiomycetes; Eurotiales; Aspergillaceae. The transcript is spliced from 3 exons. The coding region runs from base 1 to 501 and encodes 166 amino acids.